Aureobasidium subglaciale EXF-2481 is the source of this 2269-nucleotide messenger RNA. RefSeq lists its product as uncharacterized. Gene Ontology annotation, molecular function: protein binding; protein serine/threonine kinase activity; ATP binding. The transcript has 7 exons. The record is from RefSeq and is a predicted model, not a curated record. Gene Ontology annotation, biological process: protein phosphorylation; meiotic recombination checkpoint signaling. NCBI's taxonomy places the organism in Eukaryota, Fungi, Ascomycota, Dothideomycetes, Dothideales, Saccotheciaceae. Gene Ontology annotation, cellular component: nucleus; cytoplasm. Bases 21 to 2129 code for a protein of 702 amino acids.
CAUGCUUUGAGGAAGGUGGCAUGAUGGCGCAGGUUCCUGUCGCAAAUCUGACACUUUUCAAUGAGCGAGACCGCAGAGUGGCCGAAGACGUGCUCAGUAUUUGGCCAAAGCAAGAGAUCAUCCUCGGCGCGGAGCAACUUCAACAGUAUGUCGAUGACCACGAUCCAACCAUAUCCCGUCGCCAUCUGGUCCUUCGGUGUGUGCAAUUCGACGAGGAUGCCGCGACCUGGAAUGUUGCGCCUAUGGUCUACGCCGAGGAUCUGUCCAUGAACGGAACUGUGCUCGUUCGUGAUUGCCUCGCCGACGAUGGGUCUGUGGUCCGACUCGAUCAUCAGUUCACCAAGUCAACGGGUCCAGUGCUUCUGCAGGAUGGGGAUUCUUUGUACUUCUCAAAAUCAACUUAUGUGCAAUACAAGGAGGUCAAUCCUGAGAAAGACACCAAGAUGUCAUUCGUCAUGAGCUGCGAAGUCGAGCGUUUUCAGGAAGAGUUCAACAUCUAUCCUCGACUCAUCGGUGCUGGUGGUCAAGGUCAAGUCUUUGUCGCCUGGGAUCAGACAGCUGGCCAGCAGGUAGCAUGUAAAGUUGUCUCCUUGGCUGGUGUAAAUUUGGAACGCGACCAAGAUGCACUUGACGAAGCUUCGAUUCAGGCCACAUCCAGCCAUGGAGCAAAGGUGCGAUCAACAAAGCUUCUUCGCAAGAUACACAGCCUGGAGGUUGAAUAUGAUGUUCUCAAAGAUCUGAGCCAUCCCAACAUCAUCGACAUGAGGAAAGUCUUCAUCGCGACUCAUCACAUUUACAUCAUCCAAGAACUGAUGACCGGCGGCGACCUCUUCUCGUACAUCUUUUACAAAGGUGGUGUCCUCGGCGACUCGCUCAGCGCAGUCAUCACUCGUCAGCUGCUCAAGGCAGUCGAAUACCUUCACAGCAAUGGUGUUGUUCACCGCGACAUCAAGCCCGAGAACAUCCUGAUGUCUUCAUGGGAAAGUGGCACUCGUAUCGUCCUGACAGACUUCGGUAUGGCAAAACGGAUCAGUCAACCCGCAACACUGUCCAGUCGACUUGGCGCAAGACAUCGCAUGUUCUCGAAUUGUGGCACACUUGGCUUUGUCGCCCCUGAGGUCAACAGGCUCAACCCAACUAUGGCGGAAAACAAAGGCUACAGCAGUGCAAUCGACAUGUGGUCGGUUGGUUCUGUCAGUGCCCUCAUAUUGACCGGCAGCCUCGUCUUCGAUCACCGAGGUAGCGUGGAAGACAUUGGGCAAGUCAAUUCAAGAUCUCGUAGCGCUUACGACUUGACUCAAAUUGAUCAAGGUAAGGAGUGCUGGAAGUCUGUGCCGAAAAGAGCCAGAGACUUCGUCACCUCCUUACUCGUGCUGCAAGAGGAUAAGCGUUUGGCGGCCAAAGAGGCGCUUGAGCACUCAUGGUUCACCAACCACAUCUGCGCUGCAAGUUUCGACGCUGUGUACGAGAAGGCCAUCCGCGGUUGGAAGCCGAGAGCCACGCUCAAGGAAGACAUCGUGGUCAACAUCGACACUAGUGAUAUUUCACUACCGACUCCCAGCGCUUCGCAAGUGGUUCGCCAGCAAUCUGACCCUGACAUGAUCCAGUUAGAUUUCUUUCGGAUGCGAGACGAAGUGGAAGGUGACCAGAUGAAUGUUUGUUCAGACGCCGACCUAGUCGCUGAGCAAGUGAUUGGCGACGACGCUUGUCUAGCCGCCAGCCCAGCAGCUCAGACGACAUCACAAAUUCUUGAAGGUCCAAUACUCUUCUCCGAGACUCCUUUGAUAACAAUCAGACGACCAAGGGACCCGCAUCACAUCCUUCCACACUCCGAGGCGCCUCCCCGAUCGUCUGAUCCUGAGCAAGACCUCGACGUCCUGCGACCAUUCCCACCACAGUCGUCAGGCGUGGAUCAAGACCUUGACUCGCUACGACCUUCAGCACAGUUCUUUCCACCGCAAUCCUUAAGCCUCGAUCAAGAGUGCAACUCGCUAAAACCGUGGGUAUCACUCAGAAAGCUACAGCCGUCGCCAGAGCUGUCGUGGCCUUCAUCUCCGCCCAACAAGCACAGGAAGGUUUUACCUUCUUACGAGUUCCCCUGGCCUAGCGAGCAAAGCAGAGUGAGGUGAUAUGUGGGUAUGAGAUUCUAGGGUCUAGGGGUGGCAUCCUCAUCGGAUGUGACGAAAGUGAUGAUGGAACGAUAUUGAUGGCUAUGUUUGCUCUUUUACACACAUGUUGCUAGAUGAAUGAUACUUGCUAUAUUUGCUGC